CUUCUCCAUACAGAGAUGGUCGUCUGCUCCUUCCUGUCAAGUGGCAUUAAUGUUGCUCGGUGCAGUGAAAAGGGCACCAAUGCCUCUGCUCUGGAAAAAGACAUCGGUCCAGAGCAGUUUCCAAUCAAUGAACACUACUUCGGAUUGGUCAAUUUCGGGAACACGUGCUACUGCAACUCUGUGCUUCAGGCCUUGUACUUCUGCCGGCCGUUCCGUGAGAAUGUGCUGGCAUACAAGGCCCAGCAAAAAAAGAAGGAAAACCUGCUGACAUGCCUGGCGGACCUUUUCCACAGCAUUGCCACGCAGAAGAAGAAGGUUGGUGUCAUCCCACCGAAGAAGUUCAUUUCCAGGCUGAGAAAAGAGAAUGAUCUCUUUGAUAACUACAUGCAGCAGGAUGCUCACGAGUUUUUAAAUUAUUUGCUGAACACUAUUGCGGACAUCCUGCAGGAGGAGAAGAAACAGGAGAAGCAGAACGGGAAAUUAAAAAACGGCAACAUGAAUGAACCUGCAGAGAACAAUAAACCAGAACUCACCUGGGUCCAUGAGAUUUUUCAGGGAACACUCACCAACGAAACUCGAUGCUUGAACUGUGAAACUGUUAGUAGCAAAGAUGAAGAUUUUCUUGAUCUUUCUGUUGAUGUGGAGCAGAAUACAUCUAUUACCCACUGCCUAAGAGACUUCAGCAACACAGAAACACUGUGUAGUGAACAGAAAUAUUACUGCGAAACGUGCUGCAGCAAACAGGAGGCCCAGAAAAGGAUGAGAGUAAAAAAGCUGCCCAUGAUUUUGGCCCUGCACCUAAAGCGAUUCAAGUACAUGGAGCAGCUCCACAGGUACACCAAGCUCUCUUACCGGGUGGUCUUCCCGUUGGAACUGCGGCUCUUCAACACCUCCAGCGAUGCCGUGAACCUGGACCGCAUGUACGACCUGGUCGCCGUGGUGGUGCACUGUGGCAGCGGUCCUAAUCGUGGGCAUUAUAUUACUAUUGUGAAAAGUCACGGCUUCUGGCUGCUGUUUGAUGACGACAUUGUAGAGAAAAUAGAUGCCCAAGCUAUUGAAGAAUUCUAUGGCCUGACGUCGGAUAUAUCAAAAAAUUCGGAAUCUGGAUAUAUUUUAUUCUAUCAGUCAAGAGAAUAAGUUAAAGAACUGUGGGACUCACUCAAGUGGGGGGAAUGUUCAAAGCACUAUUACCUGGGUUCUGUGCAGACUUUCGUCUUCCCCGGCGGCCCACCAAUGGUAUUACUCUGAAUCUCAGUGGUCUGGCUGUGAUAAACUCUCUCUCUUUGUUUUUUAUACACGCAGCACUAUUCGUGGUUUUAUUUUAGUCUGAGGUAGAGUUAACUGCAAUCAGAUUGUAGUAAGAUUUAUAUGAAUAACAGUUGCUAAUUUUAGGAUUGGGUAAAUGUUAUACCACUGGCUAUUUCCGGCUGAAUUAGAAUGACAUUUCCUAGAAUGUCUGCAGUCUAUUUUGGGUCUUUGCUAAGCUUCCUAAAUGGUUUCCAGGGUCUCCUUUCAAUGCAUUCCUUUCACUGGUCCCUGGAAACAUUGCUACCCAUUUCCAGCUUCUCUGCUCUUAUCUAACAGAAGGACAGAAGAAUUGGGUAGGUGGUCACGUUGAGGGCUGCAACUAUAGCUUUAAGUGUGUGCAGGUGAAAUUGUUUCAAGGUGAGUAACCUCAGAUACUAAAGUCAUCCUCCAGGUGGAACAGGGUGAAGAGCUGUUGGUGGUAGCAUGGGCCCCGGGUUGUGCUCACCUGGCCGCUGGACUUCCCCAGGGCAAAGAAGGCAGGGAGCUCAGGGCAGGCACAGCCAAGAGGAGGAAGCUUUCGCGGGGAGUGAAGAGUUACUUUUAUCUUUCUACCAAAACCAUGUUUCAGGAAAAUAACUUUGCUGUUUGUUUUUAGUGACACUUUCUUCUGUAUGGUCCUGUGAGUUGUAUCUAUCCUCUAUCUGGCACUGCUAAGCUUUCCAGGGUAUCUUCCCCGACCUGGUGUUCUGCAGCCUGUGGUCUCAGGGCUGGGACACCAGGCGACUGCCUCCAGCACAGCGCUCCCUCGCCAGUCAGUACCAACAUCAUUCUGGACGCAGAAGAGCGAAGGCCCUGCCCUCCGCUGCCAUCGGCCGCGUUGUGCAGCUGUUCACGUUGAAGCAGUUCAGUCUGUUCGGAGGCACUGGCGAGCCCCCGGGCUAACCCAGAACCUUCCCUAGAGGAAGACCCGAGUUACCUGGGCGUGAAGGUGGGUCAGAGGAAGUGUCAAUGGGCAGGUGAAGGAAUGAGCAAAACGGCGGCGUUUCUUUGGCUCAGGCUCCUAGAAUGCUUGACAAGACGGAGUUUUUUGGAAGAACCUCAUCUCACCCUAGUUACCUUUUUUCCCACUUUUGUUAUAUAUGUAUUUAUUAGAUCAUUUGAGUAUUGGUACCUUUUAUUAAAAGGGUCGAUGUGGUGUUUUGCCGUUGAGCUGGUUUUUGGUUUCCUACAAAUACCGUGAGUCAUAGACCUUCCUUUGGGAAGUCUGUUGACUUCCAUACACUAUAAUAUACUGUGAACACAUAAUUUUGUUACCUAAUAAAUCAGCGAACGAACAUACAAACGUUUGGCAUAAUGUGAACUAAAAUGGAAGUUGAAAAUGUUAGUGGCCAUUUUGCAACGAUUAAGAGCAUAGCACUUUACCUAGAUGAAAACUGGAUUUCUUAUCUUUGAAAUAUCGUGAACUGUUUAUUGCUCAGAACUUAAUAAGCAUGCCAACACUUCACUUGUUCAUGCUUGGAGUGAAAUGUUUUCCUUUUCACUGGAGAAGACAAAACAGGGUGAUCUUCACGUUAUUGUUUUAUACGAGUGACAAAAGUAUACCUUGCCUUGUUUAGAGGCAAAUUCAUAUUUAUAAAUAUUUUGUCUGUUUUUUCCUCCAUGAAACAUAUGCAGUAAUCACUUACCGGGAAGGUGAGUUUUUAUUCUGUUUUUAAGGAGAGACACUUUCCAGUUGAAGGUGAUUCAUAUAGGGAACUGUUUGUACUAUAUAUAACCCAUAUAUUUGACUGCAGGUUGCGAAGUUUAAAAAAAUGAUGGUUGAUAUCUAAUAUAUUUGGAACUGAUUCAUAAGAAAAACUAUUAAAAUUAUCUUUGAAAUGA
This is a messenger RNA of Miniopterus natalensis, 3129 nucleotides long. The record is from RefSeq and is a predicted model, not a curated record. Lineage: Eukaryota; Metazoa; Chordata; Mammalia; Chiroptera; Miniopteridae.